Diceros bicornis minor is the source of this 2165-nucleotide messenger RNA. RefSeq names its product hepatitis A virus cellular receptor 1 (gene HAVCR1). Lineage: Eukaryota; Metazoa; Chordata; Mammalia; Perissodactyla; Rhinocerotidae. The record is from RefSeq and is a predicted model, not a curated record. Bases 178 to 1065 code for a protein of 295 amino acids. The transcript has 9 exons. Gene Ontology annotation, molecular function: virus receptor activity; phosphatidylserine binding. Gene Ontology annotation, biological process: phagocytosis, engulfment; positive regulation of mast cell activation. Gene Ontology annotation, cellular component: cell surface.
GAAGUUCUACUUUGAAGGUGCUUUCCAAUAUUCUUAUGUGAAGGUGUGGCAAAGAGAUAAAGAAUGGAAUUCUGGGAGAAAGUUGUCUUUAUCCAUAAAAACCUUUGGAGAAAGGAUCAGUGACAGACCGCCCGUGGAGCUGGAAAACUACCUCCUAACUCACCCGCCAGUGCCAUCAUGAAUCCUCUGGUAGCCAUCUCAAGCCUUAUCCUACUUCUGACAGAUGCUGUAGUUUCUUAUACACAAGUGAGUGGAGUGGUGGGUCAACCUGUCACGCUGCUCUGCACCUACUCAGCAGCUAAUGGAGCCAUCACAACCAUGUGCUGGGGCCGAGGGCAGUGUCCUAUGUCUCAGUGCUCAGAUGAAAUUAUCUGGACUAAUGGAUCCCAUGUCACUUUUCAGAAGCACACGCGUUAUAAGUUAAAGGGAAAGCUUUUGGAAGGAAAUGUGUCUUUGACCAUAGAGAAUGCAGUCCAGGCUGACAGUGGUCUGUAUUGUUGCCGUGUUGAGCACAAGGGGUGGUUUAAUGAUAUGAAACUCACCCUAUCAUUGGAAAUAAAACCAGCUGAGGUCACCAGUGUUCCAACAUCACCUAGGGCCUCUACCUCUGCUCCUCCAAUGCCAGCAGCCACGCAGAACCUCAAGCCAGCUACUUUGUCUUCUCCAGUGCAGACAGCAGAAACCCAGCCUACCACCCUGCAGGAAACACGCACGACCAGCGCGCCAUUGCUCUCUUGCUCAGCAGAUGAGAAUGGCACUGUGACACAGUUUUCAGAUGGCCUUUGGCAUAACAAUCAAACUCAUGUGUUGCUGGCACAGAAUCCAUGGAUGAUCACCAGUAAGGGGCUCUCUGUUGGAAUCAGUAUUACUGCCAUGGUAGUGCUCACUUUUUUGGUUGUCAUGAUUGCCAAAAAAUAUUUGAGCAUGAGAAACAAGCAGGAGCAACUCAGUGUGGUUUCAUUUAAUGACCCUCAGAUUGGAGCUUUGCAAAGUGCAGCUGAAUUACGUGUCCGAGCAGAAGACAAUAUCUACGUUAUUGAGGACAAUGUUUACGUCAUGGAUUAAGACCCAGUGGCCUCUAAGGGUUUAUGCUCUUGACUGCAGAAGACAGUGAACAGAUAUCGCCACGUCAGACUCCUUUUAAGCUCCAGGAUGAUUUUUCUGGCAGUUUCACUUGUCAUUCCAACAUGUCAGUGAUGUUGGGUAGAGUGACUCCAGCUCCUCUGUGUACAGUCAACCUCAUUGGAAAUAUAGUCCUAAUUUUUUAUACUGAAACUGGCUCCAUCUUUCUGGUCAUUGCAGAGCUCUCUCCCACACAUGAAAUGAAUACUUUAAAAUUGUGUAUUCUCUUUAGACCUUAUGAAUCCUGUAUCCAUCAGCAAUUUUCAUUAGAGAAACAGGAAAAGAACCUCUACCUUGGUCACCAAUGCUCUCAAGAAAAGUAGAAUUAGUAAAUCCAACUUGGAACUUGACUUCAUUUGGAAGCAUUUUAUGACUCUCUCUUGUUUUUUAUCUUGUAACUCCGAAUAUUACAUUCUUAGGUCCCCCAAGGGUUUCAAAUCAUGUGGAGCACAGAUUUUUAUUUCCCCCAUGGGAAAAUAGGAGUGUGAUUUCACCAUUAUACGUAGAACUGGUUUCUCAUGGCUCUGGAAAUACAAGGUUUUAAGUGCUUUCCCUGGGACCAAGAUGGGUAUUUUAGCAGUUAGAAGAAGCGAGGGUAGUGAGUGGACCAAGUAGAUACUAGGGGAAGAACAACAAUUGCCAUGUGAUUUAACACAUGUAUGCUAUAUCUGCUGUAUCUAUGUCACAGUUCUAGACACUUAUGUAGACGACUGUCAGGCUUUCUGGACUCAAGUUUGGAAUGAGGCAGGGAAGACAUAAAAGGAAAAAAGAAAGGGAAGGAAUAGGGAAAAAGGCCUUUGAAAAGUUGUUUUGCAAAUAUAAUAGUGUUGUUUGAGAGUGUUACUAGUUUUGACCAAAAUUCUAAAUGGUCCCCAAACCACUUUGAUUUUUAAAAGUGUUUUGGAAGGAUGAAGGGUUUUUUUUCAUAUCAAAUCAAUUCCAAUGCUAUUUUUUUCACAAGUCAAUUAAAUUUUUGGUUUGGCCAAGAGAGUUAAACAAGGGCUAAAAGUAAGGAUAUUUUUAGUCACCAGAAGCAUUUUCUA